Cutaneotrichosporon cavernicola is the source of this 864-nucleotide messenger RNA. RefSeq lists its product as uncharacterized. The record is from RefSeq and is a predicted model, not a curated record. Gene Ontology annotation, cellular component: cytoplasm. The coding region runs from base 1 to 864 and encodes 287 amino acids. Gene Ontology annotation, molecular function: iron-sulfur cluster binding. The transcript has 2 exons. Gene Ontology annotation, biological process: iron-sulfur cluster assembly. Lineage: Eukaryota; Fungi; Basidiomycota; Tremellomycetes; Trichosporonales; Trichosporonaceae.
AUGACCACUGGCCCCGUCGUCGUCAUUGGCUCGCUCGAUCGUGCCGAUGAUUACCAGCGCAUCCUCACCGAGCUCAAGGGCUCGGGCACCAACGUGACCGGCGAGAUGCUCGACCGCAUCCUCGACAAUGCUACCACCCUUCCCGCAGCCCCGCUGACCCUGCACGUCGUGGUUCCGCUUCCGCUUCCGCCUGCACUCCUCACCGCCGUCCCUGCCGCGUCGAGCGUGCGCAUUCACCUUCCCUCCGGCCCAGCCGAGGUCGGGAAGGCGCUCCAGGCGACUCUCGCCCAGCGCGGCUUCAUCGCCGACGCGACUGCCUCCUCGGACGCAGUACUGGCGUUUAGCGCGCCGCAGGCCUCCUCGUCGGCCGCUCCGCUCUCCCGCCCACUCGCACUCAAGCGACGUACCGACAAGGCAUCCAAGUCCGCGCUCUGGGCAUUGGACAGCGCGCCCAUGGCCGACGGCGGUGUCUCGCUCCUCACGCCAGAGGACCGCGCACGGCCCGAGUGCGUCUUCCCCACCGACGACGGGAAGAAGGUCAAGCGCCGCCGCGCGUGCAAGGGCUGCACGUGUGGGCUUGCCGACCUGGAGAAUGAGGAGACUGAGCGCACCGCCGCAGCUGUCAAGGAAGCGCAGGCGUUCUUCCUUGAGGGUGAUGACGACAUUCCAGCGCACGUGCGCAGUGCGACCACUGGCGUCGAGGGCGUGUGGCCCGUCGAGUUCCGCGCCGAGGCCAAGAAGACUAGCAGCUGCAACAGCUGCUACCUCGGUGACGCGUUCCGCUGCGGGUCGUGCCCAUACAUCGGCAUGCCGCCUUUCAAGCCUGGCGAGAAGGUGCAGCUGAGCAUUGGAGACGACCUCUGA